AUAAUGAACAAUGAAUACAAUAAAAUCGCUUAAAUCCUAAAUUGGAACAAAUUUCAAGAGGAAUUUAAGAACAAGUGUUUGGGUCAUAACUUUAACAUUUGCCUUACUAAUUAAGCCAGCAAAAUGAAUUCUCAUUUUCAAAACUAUUUUUACGAUUUUCUGGAGUUUAAGAAGCACAGGUAACUGGAGUAUAAGAAUUACAUUUAUAAACACCAUUUGUUUAAGUUGCUUCAGCUACAAAAUUGGCUCUCUUAAGCAUACAUUCUAUUUAAGUGAAGGCUGUAUAUUUUGAACAAUCUCCAGUAGAUUCCAUCUGGGUUAAUAGAAAAUGAAAAACGUUUCACAUCUUUCAAGAAUUAUAGAACCACAAGUUUAAUUACUCCAAGAACAAUAUGCUAC
Paramecium sonneborni is the source of this 399-nucleotide messenger RNA. NCBI's taxonomy places the organism in Eukaryota, Ciliophora, Oligohymenophorea, Peniculida, Parameciidae. The record is from the annotation of a GenBank genome assembly.